AUGCCCUCCAUUACCAACAUCGCGAACAUGUGUUCGCAUCUCCAGAACGCCUCCAAGGCUCGCCUGGGUAUAACAUCCGUCAAGAACUGCAAAUACAACCUGCAACUCGCUCUCGCCCUGCACCGAUCUGGUUUCUUCUCAUCCGUCUACCGCUCCGGCCCUCACCCCCCCACUCUCGAACAGAUGGUCUCCCAGGCCCCCGAGCCCGUCACAAACGCAAACGUUGCCACUAUGCGCCUGUGGCUCGGCCUCAAGUACUGGGACGGUAAGCCUGUCCUCGGCAAGGCCAACGCUAUCAGCACGCCAAAGCGUCUCAUGACGGCCAACAUCCAGGAGCUCGCCCGACUCACAAGAGGGUUCCCAACAAAGGUGGACGGCGGCGUGGUACCGGGUCUAAAUCUCGGCGAGUGCAUGUUUGUAUCGACAUCGAAGGGCGUGUUGGAGGUGCGGGAGGCGCUCGCAAGAAAACAAGGUGGAUUAUUGGUAUGCCGAGUGUCAUAA
Molecule: messenger RNA, 501 nt
Organism: Fusarium sp. VM40
Lineage: Eukaryota; Fungi; Ascomycota; Sordariomycetes; Hypocreales; Nectriaceae
Source: the annotation of a GenBank genome assembly